CCGGGCCCGCUGCCGGCCGGCGAGGUGGGCGGUGCGGCCUGUCCCUCCCCGCGGGGCGGCCACGGCAGCGCGGGCACAGCCCGGCCCCCCCUCGCCCUGCUCCUCCGGUGGCAGCCCGCUCUCUUCUCCUCUCCUCUCCCGAAGGACUCGCCGCCGUCGGGGAUGCUCCCGGCCCCCCGGGGCAGCCAGGCGCCCUGAGCAGCCUUCCCCCCACCCCCCACUUCUCCCCUCUCAGGCGCGGGCGGCGGGGUGAGCGGGUGAAGCCUCCUCCAUGGUGGGCUUCGGGGCCAACCGGAGGGGCGGCCGUCUGCCUUCCCUCGUCUUCGUGGCGCUGCUGGUGGUGAUCGCCAUCCUCGCCUUCAACUGCUGGAACGCCUCGUCCCGCCAGGCCCUGCUGCAGGAGGAGCUGGCCGAGCUGCAGAGCCAGGCCAAGCGCACCGAGGUGGCCCGGGGCCGCCUGGAGAAGAGGAACUCGGACCUGAUGGGCAAGGUGGACUCCCACAAGAAGCAGCUGGAGCAGAAGGAGGCCGACUACAGCCAGCUGAGCAGCCAGCUGCAGGCCCGGGACGGCCAGGUGAAGAAGUGCGAGGACAGCAAGAUCAAGCUGCAGAACAACGUGUCGUAUCAAAUGGCAGACAUACACCGCUUAAAGGAACAACUAGCAGAGCUACGGCAGGAAUUCAUUCGCCAGGAGGAUCAGCUCCAUGAGUACAAGAAGAACAACACGUACCUCGCACGCAGACUGGAGUAUGACAGCCUGCAGUGUGGGCAGCAGAUCAAGGAAAUGAGACUGCAACAUGAAGAAAACAUGAAGAAAUUAAUGGACCAAAUUAUGCGGGAACAAAAGGCCACGCAAAAAAUUCAGUCCAGUAAAGACACUGAAGUAAGUCCCAACAAUGAUGACCAGGCAGUACCCAAGCCAGUUCCAGAGGCAGAAGAUAAAAACGCAGUAAAGAAUGAGCAGCCCUCAGACCAUGCUGUAAAUGGGAAAGAGAAAAUCAAAGCAGGAGGAGAUGCAGGCAUGCCUGAGAUAGAAGAUAAUGACCCUGCUAAGGCUGAAGAUACUCCCACCGCUUUAAAGAAGCCGCUUAUUUCAGCUCCUAGAAGUGAAGUUCACCAGCCUGUUAUGAAUCUCCCAACUGAACAGCCCCACGCCCCAAAUCUGGCACCAGGUUUGCACAGCGACAAUGAUGGAAACGCUGAUAUUGCAAAGCAGAUCCCUCCAAAUUCUCUCCAGCACUUAAAUUUUGAGGAAAAUGUGGAAAAUCAGAAAGAAAACAAAAUUGAAACGGACCAUAUAAAAAUUCCAAAGAGCAGAGUUAGUGACUUGCAGAAGAUGAAGCAAAGCCGGUUCUUUGAUGAGAAUGAAUCCCCUGUUGACCCGCAGCAGGGUUCUAAACUGGCAGAUUAUAAUGGGGAUGAUGGGAACGUGGGUGAGUACGAGGCAGACAAACAGGCUGAGCUGGCUUACAAUGAGGAAGAGGAUGGUGAUGGUGGAGAAGAAGACGUCCAAGACGAUGAGGAGCGAGAUCUGCAGAACGACCUGGUUGACUACGGCAAGGCCCGCUUCAGCGACGGGGUGCUGUGAGGGGGGACCCGCCGAGACGGGGACCCGGAGAGGUCUCGGCUGAGGAACUUGACGUCCUGUGAAACUGAACCAUUUUUACUUCUUACUUUAAAGGAAGCUGGGGAUUAGAAGCGAGGGGCGCGUUCCACGUCAGCGCGGGAGCAGGAGGAAGGGGUUCUGUACAUAUGUACAUAGUUGUACCAUUGCAAAUUGUAUUAAAACUCCAUUUCUGGUGUUACAUUGAGCCAACUACUUAGACUGUACCUUAUCUGUAAUAAUCUUUACAUUUAAAAGCGGUACUAUAAAUAGGGGCUGAAUUGUUUCUGCAAUUUAGAAACCUUUGUAAACUGGAGAACUUGUACAGUUUGUAUCUCAUGUAACAAAGACACCGUGGAAGCCGUGUACAGCCCAAGGACUCCUUUUCUACAGCAACACCCUGUGAGCAGGGACCCUCCCGCGCCCCUCGGAGCGCUCUGCCUUUGCCUUUUACGGGUGAGAAUGAAAACAGGACGUUUGAAACGUUGCUCCUUCCCCGGUGUCAGCGAGGAAAGGCCGAGAGCGUCUGCGGGAGCGAGGACCCUUCUCAUUGUCCCGUGCAGUGACCCGGGCUGGGAGCUGGAACGCCAGCGUAGUAGAGUCUGCAUCAUUUGAUAGACCCAAAGCAGUUUGUAACCAAUAGCUUAUUCCAAAAGGAGAUACCAAUAAUCCAGCAGAGCUUGUAGGACCCCGUUGUGUGUGUUGGGGAGGGGGUGUCAGUGCGGAGCCUCGGUGGGAUCCAGCCCCUGGGGACACAUUGGAUGCGGCGGGUGCCGUCUCUGGAGCAUCCCCCGGUCCCAGCCCCCCCCUUGAGUUACAGUUUAAUGCUUUGAUACGAUCUCUGAGCAUCCACCAUCUUCCACCUUUUGAUUUUAUACACCGGGAGGUUUGUAAGUUAGAUACUUUUUGUAUUCUGCGUUUAAGCACUUUCUGAAUUUUAUGGGAAUGAUUCUGUCGAUCUGGUGGAAAUUAAGGUUAUUAACCCGACCUGCUUCUCCAAAAGGGCUACUCCGAGGAGAAAUGAGGGGCCUCUGACGUGGGUGAUUGUGCCUCAUCUCCCAGGUUCCGGUUUGAAGGAAGAGUGAAGUUUUGCUCGAUGCCGAUUCUGGGAACCUCUUCAGUGAUCUUGAGGGUCACACGAUGGGGGUUUGGCUACGGGGAUCUUCUGCCAAUCAGUCUCCAAUGGAAAAGAAGUAAAAAUUUCAGAUGCUGGCAAUGAAUCUCAAGGGGUUUUUUUUGUUUAAGGCUUGAGCUCUUCAUUCCAUCCUCUGGGAGGCAGCUUUGGGAACAGCCCUGGGCGCGGUGCGAUGCCCUCCCAGUGGGAGAUAAAACACUGAACCUGCUGGGAAUGAGAUCCCCCCCCAUCCCCGGGUGCAGUGACCCCCUCCCAGGACACUCCCACUGGCCGCCUCCAGCCAAUGCUGUAUUUAAGCACCAUGAUUUUUUUUCUUUGUCUUAAAAUGUAAUUUCACCCUGAAUUAGGUGUUAACUUGAUUCUUCUAAUGAAAGCAACGUUUAUGGGUUCUAAUAAAUUAAGUUGUUUAAAGUA
Calidris pugnax (ruff) is the source of this 3152-nucleotide messenger RNA. It is a transcript of the gene GOLM2, whose product is annotated as cancer susceptibility candidate 4. The record is from RefSeq and is a predicted model, not a curated record. The transcript has 10 exons. The coding region runs from base 272 to 1588 and encodes 438 amino acids. Lineage: Eukaryota; Metazoa; Chordata; Aves; Charadriiformes; Scolopacidae.